This is a messenger RNA of Rotaria sp. Silwood1, 1710 nucleotides long. NCBI's taxonomy places the organism in Eukaryota, Metazoa, Rotifera, Eurotatoria, Philodinida, Philodinidae. The record is from the annotation of a GenBank genome assembly.
AUGUCUGGUAAAAGUGGAUUUGAUAAUUUUCCAAAUGAAUUAUAUUUAUCUAUAUUUGAUUAUUUAAAUUUAAUUGAUAUUCUUUAUUCAUUUUCAAAUUUAAAUUAUCGAAUAAAUAAUCUUUUAAAAACUUAUUAUCGUUUUACAUUGAAACAUGUUGAUUUAACUAAAUUAAAUCCUAAUGUAUUUAAAUAUUAUUGUUUAGAAAAACAAAUAAAUAAUGAUAUUCAUUCAAUAAAAUUAAAUGAUUAUCAAUUUAAAUAUUUAUCAUUUUCAUCAAAUAAUCGACUUAUUAAAUUAAAUCUUCUACUUGAAAAUGAUUAUUAUCUUCAUUCAAAAGAACAAUUUAUAUUCGAAUAUUUACAAAUUUUAAUAGUUCAACAUAAUGCUUUAACAUGGAAAAAGCCAUUUAUUAUUUGUCAAAAUUUAAAACAAGUUCAAAUUCAUCUUAAAAACCAUUUUGAUCUUAUUGAAUUAUUAAAUUGUUUACCAAUUGUUGAAAAAGUUGAUGCAACUAUUAAUUAUGAUGUUAAUAGUUGUAGAGAAAAUUGUUUAACAAAUAAUUUUUAUUAUUCAAAUAAAUUAAUUGAUUUUUCAUAUAUAAUUCAUUCGAAUAAUGGUCUUGUUUAUUUUGUAACAGAUUAUUCAAUAAUUGAAUCAUUAAUUAAACAACUUAAUAAUUUAAUAAAACUUCGUCUUUAUAUAAUUGGAUGUAUAAAUACAAUAAUCGAUGGAUCUCGUUUAGAAAAUAAUUUAUUUAAUUAUUUACCUAAAUUAGAAGAAUUUGAUUUUUUUAUUCAAUCUUAUGGUGGAUAUGAAAUUAAAUCAAUGGAUCAAUUUCGUUCAUUUAAAUGGAAUUUUGCUUCAUAUACAAAUCAAUUAACUGAUAUGCAUUUUUUAUUUACAUUACCAUUUAAAUUUCAACGUAUUGAUCAAUGUAUAAAUGAAUAUUUUAUUCAUGGAAUUAAAACAACAUUUCAAAAAUCGAAUAAUAUUUGUGAAAAUGAAAAAGAUUUUCCUAUGAUUUAUGUAAAACAUGUUGAUUUAUCAUGUUCAAUAACCGAUAAGUUGUUAAUUUAUCUUCGACAAUCAUUUCCUUCACUAGAAUCAAUUCGUUUUUCAUCAUCAACAGCUGAAUAUUUAUCUUCGAAAUCCUUAUAUCAUCGAUCUCGUUAUUUAAUUAAUUCAAUUCGAACAGUUAUAUUUGAUAAUAGUUGUAAAAAUCAAACAGCAUUUAUUCAUCUUUUACCAAAUUUAAAUAAAUUAAUUAUAAAUCAAACAUUAUUAAAUUGUUUAUUAGAAGAAACAAAUAAUAAUUAUAUUGAUCAAUUAUCAGAAUUACAUCUUUAUUCAUUUCAACGACAUUAUCUUCAUCAAAUAAUUUAUGCUUUUCCAAAUAUUCGUCAUUUAGUAUUAAAAACUCUUUUAACAAAUGAUGAAGGACCAAUUCGAUCAUAUAUUGAUAAUCGUUGUCAUCAUAAACAUCGUCCGGUUUCUGUUUGUGAUGUUUUAGAUGAAUUAUUAAAAAGUAAAUUACGUAAAUUAAAAAAAAUCGAAAUUGGUUGUUAUUUUGAACGAGAUGAACUAAAUAUUGAAGCUAUUUUAUCAAGAUUAAUUACCAAAUAUAUUCAACGAUAUAAUCAAUAUCAUAUUUAUUCCGAAGACUUUAAAUCAACUCGGUGUGGAUCAAUAAAAAUUUUCUUUUUUUAA